Molecule: messenger RNA, 2061 nt
Organism: Malassezia restricta
Lineage: Eukaryota; Fungi; Basidiomycota; Malasseziomycetes; Malasseziales; Malasseziaceae
Product: Bromodomain associated protein
Exons: 1
Coding region: 1-2061 (686 amino acids)
Molecular function (GO): protein binding
Source: RefSeq, a predicted model, not a curated record
AUGUCGCAGGACGACGCGGCGCGAGCUUCGCCGGGCGCCGAGCGAGCACACGAGUCGGAUCUGGACGACGAUGGCCGUUCUAGUGAGUCGUGGGCGGAUUCUUCUAGUGACGAUGGGCGUGCGUCGCCCGCGCCGCAGCCGCCUGUGCGAAUCAAGGUGAAGCGCAGCCGCACGCCCAGCAGGCCGGGCGACGAGUCAGCCUCUGAGAGGCCGCGUGCCCUGCCGCGGGUGCCGCCUGCUGAUACGCUCGUGAGCGUGCGCCCACUGAAGCAGCUGCGGUCAAAGACGCUGCGCGCUGCGCUCGAUGCCCUGAUUGUCGGCCUCAAGAAGCGCGACUCGUAUCUGUUUUUCCACGAGCCCGUGAACGCCGACGAAGUGCCGGGCUACCGCGACGUGAUCACGCAUCCCAUGGAUCUCGGCACGAUGGAGAAGCGCAUUCACGAGGGGUACUAUACACAUAUGGACAUGUUCCAGCACGACUUUAUGUUGGUGACGCAGAAUGCGCAGCAGUUUAAUCCACCGAGCUCGAUUUACCACACGGCCGCGCGCCGUCUCGAAGUGUGGGGUCUUCGGGCGAUUGCGCGCGAGGCCAUGAGCGUGGUCGACGACGACCAGCUCGACGCACAGCAGCCCGAGGAGCCCCCUGCCCGGCGCGGCCGCAGGAAGCGCUCGUCCCUAUCGAUUGAGGCCGAGCCGCACGCCGAGCAUCUCAGUCGCCGCAUGAUGCGCAUCGGCAGUGCGCGAUCGACGACCUGGUCGCUCCAGGGCGUCCAAACGACCGAUCCCGACGAGCUGCUGUUCCGGCGCACGCUGGCGUACGCUGGUGUCGGCCAGCACCAACUGACCGGGAAGAGUGCGUGCAGCGCGCGAGUGCAUGCCAAGCCGAAGCGGCGACUGGCGCCGCCUCUGUCCACGACCGCGACAGAGGAUGCCGUGGAGGACACCGAAGCGUCGCCCUUUGCGUUUCACGACGACGGUUCGCUCGACGCGACGCAGCUGGCCGACGUGCGUGAGUAUCUCGCUCAGCAGACGCUGUUAGCGCCUCAGGUCGAGUCGCUGCAGCACUUGCCGAUGAUGCUAGCGGCGCAGCCCCCGCCCAAUGCGGCGGCGGCCUCGUCGCCGUCGUCCGCUGCCGGUGCACCGCCCGCGCCCGGCGAGCCGAGCUUGGUGUUUCCGCCUGCGCAGCCUGGGCGCCCUGAUGCCCUCUAUGCCGCGACACGGACGUAUCCUGAGGCUGCGAGCAAGAACACCAGUCACUCGUUCGAACACACGCAUGUGCCAGACGCCCAGCGCGCGCUGCCCUACAUGCUGGCGUCGGUGCCUGGUCCGUCGGGUCUGGGCACGCAUGGCACACGGCCGAUGCGGCCGAUCUGGCCCGCUCUGCCGCCACCCGCAUUGCAGGAAGCGCGGCUGCGCCUGAAUCGCCGCGAACGCGAAUUGGAGCAGGAGCGCGACGAGUCGAACUGGACGUUUUUCCGGCCGCACAUGCAUCGCAUUCUCGCGCACGAGGACGUGGGGCUGUACGCGAGUGUGCCGGCGUGGGCAGCGUGCGUCUCGGACGACCAGCCGCUGCAGCCGUAUGCGACGGCGUCCGGCGAGCCGCUGCUGCACACGCUGCGCGAGUGUCUUCGGUCGCUGCCGUACCGAGCCGUGGGCCUACCGCGCACCGCGCAGUUUGUGCCGCGUGCAUCUCUGCAGCAUCUUCCGCCGGCUCUGCAGGUCGCCAUGCAGGGCGCGCAGGAGUCGGAGCGCCUCAUUGAUACCGUGUACGGCAGCGUCGACGGCCUCGCCUACGCCCGCAGCCUCGCCGAGUUUGUGGGCGGCGCGUCGGGCGAUACACACUUGCAUCAGCAUGUCCGGCGCGCGGUGCUCGAGCCGAUGACGGGCGGCCUGCUGGGGCUGCUCUCGGACGUCGGGCAGUCGAUGCAGGCGCAUGUGGAUGCGUCGGACAAGCUGAUGCAGCUGCUAGACGACGAAGACGGCUCGCUCGCUGCGGCGCUGUGGCAGAAAUCAGGGGCGGCGCCGGCGCUGGAUCAGGUGCUGCAGGCGUUGGUGGAGUAG